Molecule: messenger RNA, 11232 nt
Organism: Trichomycterus rosablanca
Lineage: Eukaryota; Metazoa; Chordata; Actinopteri; Siluriformes; Trichomycteridae
Gene: dmd
Product: dystrophin
Exons: 77
Coding region: 56-10729 (3557 amino acids)
Biological process (GO): neuron development; skeletal muscle tissue development; synaptic signaling
Cellular component (GO): sarcolemma
Molecular function (GO): zinc ion binding; protein binding
Source: RefSeq, a predicted model, not a curated record
ACAUCUCUGGUAGUGCUGCUUUGACAAACGGUUUGGAAAGCUUUCUGGACUUGGCAUGGCUGAAGCGUGGUGCAAAGAGGACCAGGGGGAAGUGGAAGCUCUAGAGGACGAAUUUGGAGAAAUCAUUAAAACUAGAUCAGAUGAAAGAGAAGAUGUACAAAAGAAAACAUUCACAAAGUGGAUAAACUCACAAUUUGCUAAGGCUGGAAGACCUCCUAUCAAUGACCUCUUUACUGAUCUGUGUGAUGGUCGUCGUCUUUUGGAGCUUUUGGAGGGCCUGACCGGGCGGGAAUUGUUAAAAGAGCGUGGUUUCACCAGAGUGCACUCGCUCAAUAAUGUCAACAGAGUGCUCCAGAUCCUUCAGAAAAACCAUGUUGAUUUGGUGAAUAUUGGUGGAGCUGACAUUGUUGAUGGCAAUCAUAAACUGACAUUGGGACUCAUCUGGAGCAUAAUUCUCCAUUGGCAGGUGAAGGAUGUGAUGAAAGAUUUGAUGGCGGACUUAAAGCAAACCAACAGUGAAAAGAUUCUACUGAGCUGGGUUAGGCAGUCCAGUAAGGAUUACCCACAGGUCAAUGUUGUGAACUUCUCUAGCAGCUGGGAGGAUGGUUUUGCCUUCAAUGCGCUCAUCCAUAGCCACAGGCCCGAGCUGUUCAACUGGGCUGUGGUGGAACAAAUGGAUAAAGCUAUUGACCGGUUGGAUCAUGCUUUCACUGUUUCUGAGAAGCAUUUGGGUAUUGAACGACUGCUCGACCCUGAAGAUGUGGCUACCACUUGUCCAGAUAAGAAGUCUGUAAUUAUGUACGUCACCUCCCUGUUUAAAGUCCUGCCCCACCGUGUGAGUUUAGAGGCCCUUAAGGAGGUUGAGACUCUUCCCCACACUGUAAUAUCUAAGGAGAAACACUUUCUUCAAACACAGCAGCGCUAUUCCCAACAGAUCACCGUCAGCGUUGCUCAUGGUCAAGUACGUAGCCCUUCUCCUUCGAAUAAGCUACGCUACAAAAGCUAUGCUUUCACUCAGGCUGCGUAUGUUAGGUCACCUGAACAGACAAGAAAAAAGCCCACCACACUGUCAACAGAAAGCCUGGAAGAUAUGUGGCCAUCGCUCGGUACAAACCCAAACCGACUGGAGAGUUAUCAGAAUUCCCUGGAAGAGGUGCUGACCUGGCUUUUGACUGCUGAGGACAGCCUACAAGCUCAGCCACCCAUUUCUACUUUUGUGGAAGAAGUAAAGGAGCAGUUUCACACUCAUGAGGGCUACAUGAUUGAUCUGACUGCCCAUCAGGGCAGUAUAGGUAGGGUGUUGAAAGCCGGGAGCAUCCUGUUGGCUGAAGGGCAGCUGAGUGAUGAGGAGGAGAAUGAAAUUCGCGAGCAGAUGAAUCUGCUAAACGCUCGCUGGGAACAUUUACGAGUAGCCAGUAUGGAACGACAAAGCAGGCUUCAUGAAGUUUUAAUGGAUCUGCAGAAUCAGCAGCUGAGACAGCUUUCCACUUGGUUAGAUGUGACUGAAGCUCGAAUUAAACAAAUGGAGGCUAAACCUUUAGGUCCUGAAAUUGAGGAUGUAAAACACCAGAUUGAAGAGCAUAAGCUGUUGCAAGAGGAUCUGGAGAUGGAGCAGAUACAGGUCAACUCUCUGACUCACAUGGUUGUAGUAGUGGAUGAGAACAAUGGAGAUAGCGCCACCGCAGCACUAGAGGAGAAACUACAGACUUUUGGGGAGCGUUGGGCCACCAUCUGUAAAUGGACAGAGGACCGUUGGAUCCUCCUUCAGAAGAUCCUGACAAAUUGGCACCUGUUCAUUGAGGAACAGACCAUGUUUGAAUCCUGGCUGACACAAAAGGAGCAGUUACUUCUUUCCAUUCAGAGCAGUGGUAACACUGACCACAACGAAGUAGCCGCCAACCUCAGAAAGCUUGCAAUUCUGAAGGCAGAUCUUGAGCUGAAGAGGCCGACCAUGGACAAACUUUGCUCCCUUGUUCAAGACUUGUUGUCCAACAUUAAGAACAAACAGGCUUCAGAGAGACUUGAAGCGAGGUUGGAGAGAAUUGCUCAACGCUGGGACAAACUGGUGCAGUCACUUCAGCUCACCAGUAACAAGCUCUCAACUACUACUGUGACCACAUCACAGUCUCAAAUUACACACACCACCGUGGAAACCAAAGUCACCACGCAUCAGAAAAAGACAUUAAAGCAGUCUAAGGACGGCCUGGCUACCCCUCCUCCUCAGAAAAAGCGCCAGGUAGUUGUCGACUCAGAGCUUCGUAAAAGGCUUGACGUGGACUUCACUGAGAUUCACAGUUUCAUGACCCGCUCAGAGGCUGUCCUGCAGAGUCCAGAGUUCUCAGUUUCACGCAAAGAGGGCAGUGUGGUAGACCUUUAUGAGAAAGUUUUGGCGAUCGAUAGAGAAAAACCAGAGAAGCUCAGGAAGCUUCAAGAAGCAACACGGUCAGCGCAGGCUCUAAUAGACCAGCUUACAAGUGACAGGCAAAAUUCCGAUGACAUUCAGCAGGCUUCUCAGCAGCUGCAGACUCGAUGGGUCGAGUUCUGUGCUCUGCUGGCUGACAGGCUGACGUGGCUCGCCUACCAGACCAAAGUACUGGCUUUCUACAAUCUCUUCCAUGAGCUGGAACAAGCAGUAGCGAAUUCGGAGAACUGGCUGAAAGUGCAGCAACCCCCGGCGUGCGAGCCACAACCACUGAGGAUUCAAAUCGAGCGCUGCAGGGAUGAGAUAGCUCGUCUGAGUGCACUUGAACCACAAAUGGAGAAACUACACGAAAGACUUCAGGAACUAAAAGAGAAAGAGGAGACACAGGUUUUCAUGGAUGCUGAUAUAUCUGCCCUGCAAGACCACUAUCACCAGGUUCUGGAGGACCUAAAGGCCAGAGAGAAACAGCUUAUAUUAGUCCAGACUAGUCUUCCACCAGCACGCUACAAGGAUCUUAUGAGGAACCUUUUAGCUUGGCUUAAACAAUGUGAAGACAAAUUAGCCAUUCCUUCUACAGCAGUCACUGAGUACCCCGUCAUGGAGCAAAGGAUGAAAGACACCAUGGCAAUUCAAUCAGCACAGCAGGAGCACCAGAAAGAAAUUGAUGCUCUUAAUACCAUGGCUGAGGAAGUGUGUCAGAAAGCUCCCCCUGAGAUAGCUCAGAAGUAUCGUAUUGAGGUGGACGGUGUGAUAGCACGCUGGAAACAUAUAAAGGAUCAACUACGAGGAAACAUACAGAAAUUACAGGAGCACUUGAACAAGCUGCAACAGUUUCAGAAUGACACAAAAACCCUGCAAAAGUGGAUGGCUGAGGUUGAUAUUUUUUUAAACGAGGAGUGGCCGGCCUUAGGAGACUCAGAGGCUCUUGAGAAGCAACUGGAACAGUGCACGGCAUUAGUUAAUGACAUUCACACUGUCCAACCAAGUCUUGAUGGUAUCAAUGAAGUGGGACAUGCCUUGAUAAGGGAAGCAGAGCCACAGUUUGCUAUCAAGAUCCAGAAGAUGCUUGAUGAGCUGAAUGCUCAGUGGGAACUCAUUUGUAAACAGGCAUAUGCUAAAAAAUCAGCCCUGAAAGGUGGACUGGACAUGACAGUGUGUCUGAAGAAGGAGCUGCAGGAGAUGCAGGAGUGGAUCAUACAAGCAGAAGAGGAGUAUCUGGAGAGUGACUUUCAGUAUAAAACACCUGAAGAACUCCAUAAAGCAGUGGAAGAACUGAAGAGAGCUCAAGAAGAAGUCCAUCACAAAGAAAUAAAAGUAAACCUCCUGACAGAAAAAGUAACCAGUUUCAUCUCCAAGGCUCCACCAACAGCUCACGAUGCUUUGAAGACGGAACUAGAUGUUUUGAUUUCCAACUACCAGCGUCUGUGUAGUCGGCUUGAUGGAAAGUACAAGACAUUAGAGGAGGUGUGGGCUUGCUGGUGUGAAUUGCUGUCCUAUUUGGAACAAGAACAUUUCUGGAUGGAUCUUCUAGAAAUAAAGCUUAAUGAGACGGACAAUCUCCCAGGAGACACAGAAACAAUAGCGGAGGCUGUGGCUUCCUUAAACACAAUGAUAAAGGAACAUCCUGAAUAUAACCGUCAACAAAUACAUGAGUUAGCUCAGACUCUUAUGGAUGGUAGAGUUCUUGAUGAGCUCAUUAAAAAGAAGGUGGAAGAUUACAACAUUCGCUGGGAUGAACUCAUGCGGAUGGCAUUGCAAAGGCAACAACAGCUAGAGAAGCGAUUGCAUUGGACACAAGAAAAUGACAAAACACUCCGUCUUAUCCAAGAUUCUUUAAAGACUACUGACCGCCAUCUGACCGCAUAUCUUGCGGAUGGUAUAGAUGCUGUUCAGAUACCACAGGAAGCUCAGAAAAUUCAGACUGAACUGAGUGGUCAUGAGGUGACUCUGGAUAGUAUGAAGAAGAAGAGUAAUGAAGCAGACGCAUCAGAAAACUGGGUGACAGAGAUAGAGGGCACAUAUGCAAAAUUAAUGGAGGUAAAAGCAAAGUUUCGACUUUUCCAAAAACCAGCCAACUUUGAUCAGCGGUUAAAAGAAUGUGAGCAGGUGUUGGAAGAGGUGAAGGGUCAGUUGGGGAUGCUGAACAGCCACAGUGUGGAGCAAGAUGUGGUGCAAUCUCAACUGGAGCAUUGUAUGAGGUUAUAUAAAACUCUAAGUGAAGUGAAAUCGGAAGUGGAGAUGGUCAUAAAGACAGGAAGGCAGAUUGUGCAGAGACAGCAGACAGAGAAACCCAAAGAGCUGGACGACCGUUUGACGAGUCUUAAAUUCUUAUAUAAUGACUUGGGUGGACAGGUAACAGAGAGAAAGCAAGCAAUAGAAAAAAGUUUGAAGUUGUUGAGAAAAUUUAAGAAGGACCUGAAAAGUCUGACAGAAUGGUUAGCGGCAAUUGAUAGUGAACUAACAUGUCGGUCAUCAGUGGAAGGGAUGCCUAGCAACCUAGAAGCAGAGUUGGCAUGGGCUAAGGCUACACAGGAGGCUACAGAUCAACAUACCCCUCAGCUCAGUUCAGUAAAAGAUUUAGCAGAGACCCUGAAAGAUCUGUUCAGUGACCAGAAAAACCUUAUUGAUGACAAAGUCAGUCUGUUAAACUGCAACUGGAUUGCUGUGACAUCACGCAGUGAACAAUGGCUCAAUCUGCUACUGGAUUACCAAAAUCAGUUAAAUAACCUGGAUAAAAAUGUUGCUGAGAUACACACCUGGUUAGAUGGAGCGGAGGCUCAGAUGAACAAGAUGAAAAAUACAGGCUUUGUUGAUCAUGUUAUCAAGGGUCUGCAAGCUGAGCUGGAGCCGAUGCGUGGAAAGUUAAAGGACGUGCAGAAUCUUGGUGAUGAACUCGUUAAAAACACUGGGGAACACUGUAAAGCUAAAGUAAAGCCCAAGUUGGAUCAUCUCACUCAACGCUUCGACAGUGUAGCGCAAGACAUUUUACAUGGACAGGUUUCCUCUCAAGAGUUAGAGGAAUACUACAAUCAAGCAAAUAUGUGGCUACAGAAGUUGGAUGAAGAAAUAAAAAUGGGUGAAAACGUCAAGGAAGAGGAUUUUACUGAAGUUCCAGUUGUCGAUGAUGAGGAAUUAAAAUACCUGCUGCUGAAAGGAGAGAAUCUUCUGAAAAGAACCACAGAUCCAGAAAAAGCAAUUGUUUAUCAAAAGCAUCAUUCACUCCUUGAUAAGUACAACACUUUGAAGAAUCUAAGAGCACUUAGGAAGAAAAGGGCACUUGCUUUAGCCCCACAGUGGUACCAGUUCUGUAAGAGGUCAGACGAUAUGAAGCAAUGGCUUGACAAAAUGUCAAAGACGAUGGCGGAACUACCCGAACCUGCAGAACCAAAACUAAAGGAAAUUAGCACUAAGUUUGAACAGCAACGUCCAGUGCUUGAAGAAUGUCGAGGACUCGGUCACAUGCUUUCAGGAGGUGGAUUGACUAAGCUUGUGGAACCACGCCUCAUCCCCAUUAAUAACCGCUGGAAACAGCUAGAAACGAAAUUUGCUCAAUUGCAUCACAUGAGUGAACUGCAAGCUUUACUAGAUACGAUUGAUGAGAAUAAGGCACUGCUAAACUCGGUGAGCUGGUCUGCCGUAACUGAUAAUACAGCCAAACAGGAGAAGUGUCUACAGAAAGUAAAAAACAGUUUGGAGACUCUUCAGACUUCAGUGCCAGAAGCUUUAGAGAAGAACAAAGCUUUUCCUCAUGAAGGUCUGCUUCUUCAGCUCCUCACUACCAGCUGGGACAACCUGAAGGAUCUCUAUCAGAAGAAGCUAGUAUACUUUGACAAAUACAAGAAAUACAACAUGAUAGUCAAAUCCCUCCAGGAUUGGUUAACUGGUGCUGAAAAAUCAUUAGUGCUGUAUGAGGAAGACCCAAACCAAAAUACAAGCCACCUCAAGCAUCUGCAGGAAGAUUUGGAAAAACAAGAGACAGCAGUGAAAGAACUUAACAUUCUGGGUAAAGAUCUGAUCUUGGAGAGUAGCAGAGAAGAUGGAGAUCAAAUCAAACAGCAGCUUGCUUCCAUCAAUGCCCGCUGGGCCAAAGUUUUCAACAAAAUGUCUGAGGUUAGAAGAAGAUCUACAGGAGAAAAGAUUUUACUCACUGAACUUCAUGACAAUAUGGAUGAGUUUUCAUCUUGGUUGAAUAAAGCAGAGAGUAUUGCUGCCGCUCCACUACAACCAGGCAACAAGGAGCAGUUAAAGACAGAAUUGGAAAGAGUGAAGCCUCAAGUAGCAGAAUUACCAAACAGAAAUCAAAUCUUACAAAAUCUUAGGACUAAAGCUUCAUUUCUGCCUGCUGAUAAAAACAAAUCUUUGGAAAGCAAAUUUAAAGUUAUCAACAUGAGAUGGGCCCAGGUAUCUACAAAUCUUCCUGAGAAGCAGAAACAGAUUGAGAAUUACCUAAGAGAUUUGAGCCUGUACCACAAGCAACUUCAUGAUCUUUCCAGCUGGACCUCAGCAACUAGGAACCAACUGGAAAAGUCACCUGAAGCCAUUGAAUAUAAGAUUAAAGAUAUUCAGUCAAAAAAACCUGAAGUAGAAACAGUUUUGGCUAAAGAAAGACCACCUUAUCAUCCUGAAGGGGAGCAAUUUGAUGUCCUCAGUACAGACUGGAGAGCUAUUCAAAUAUUUCUUAAAGAGUGGAAUGAUAAAUGUCAAGUCACAACUGAAUAUUUGACCAGUAGUGUUCCGGGCGAUGCCUUGGCACUAAACCAGUUUAACAAAUCAUGGACUGAAUUCAAUGACUGGCUGUCUGGUCUUGAUGACAUGAUUGUGGCUAAACGGGUGAAAGUAGGAGAUCUUGGUGAUAUUAGUAACACGACUGAAAAACUUAAGGCAGCACUACAAGACAUGGAGCAAAGAUUUCCACAGCUGAAUAUACAGAUCACUGCAGCCCAAAACCUUAAAAACAAAACAAAUAACCCUCAGACACGUGCCACCAUUACAGAUCAAAUUGACAGAUUACAGGCCCGAUGGGAAGACUCGCACACCAAGUUGACGGACAGAAUUUUACAACUUCAGAGCAUGUAUCAAGACUCCAGCGAUUGGCUGGAAGCCAGAAAAAGGACGGAGUCUUUGAUAAAACAUACCAGUGAAAAAUUAGAAGGCUUUAAGGAAAACUUGCCAGGUUCUGAUGUACUGAAGGGUGAUUUUAAGAAAUUUGCACAAGAUAUACAGCGCUGGCAAGCAGAAGUGAACAUGACAAAUGAAAAGGCAAACAAACUACUGACACUUUAUGCAAAUGAUGACACAAGUUUGGUUAAACAGAUGACUGAUAACAUGAACCUUGCUUGGGCUAAAAUCCAAAAGAGUGCAGGGGACACAGAGGCAGACCUUGACGCUGGAUCUAAGCAGAUGCAACACUAUUACUUAGAUCUGGAAAAGUUUCUUAAUUGGCUGACUGAGGCAGAAACUACAGCAAAUGUCUUGCAAAAUGCUUCAUACAAGGAACGACUUCUGGAGGACCCAGGCGCGGUGCAACGCUUACUAGAGCAAUGGCAAGAUCUUCAGACAGAGAUCGAUACCCACACAGAUACGUAUCAUGCAUUGGAUGAGAAUGGGCAGCGUGUAGUGCAGUCAUUGGGGAGGUCAGACAGUGCUAUUGUGCUACAAAAACAGCUUCACAACAUGGGACAGCGCUGGCAGGAUUUGUGUAAAAAGGUCAUUAGUGUGAGGCCUCACUUGGAUAAUAAAAUGGACCAAUGGAAGCAUUUUCACAUGUCCUUACAAGAGCUGCUCCAGUGGAUACAGCUCAGGAGGGGGGAACUGGAGCACCAAAAACCAGUGGGGGGUGACGUACCAACAGUUCGUCAGCAAUUAAACACACAUAAGGUCUUUAGACGAGAUCUUGGUGCAAAGGAGCCAAUAAUUGAUGGAACACUUAAUAAUGUGAAGAGUUUUCUGAUUGAACUGCCUAGUGAAGAGGGAAAACAGAGGCCAGAUCAAAGAGACAUCAGCCCAGAAGAAAGAGUUCAAAAUGUUGGCCGUAUUUUGCGUAAGGAAGCAGAGGAUGUCACUACACUUUGGAGAGAACUGGGUAUAGCCUCAGAAGACUGGCAGCAACAGCUGGAAUUGGCCCUAAAAAGACUGAUGGAGCUUCAGGAUGCAGAGAAUCAGCUGGAUGUCAAGCUUCGGCAAGCUGAGAUCGUGAAAGACUCCUGGGAGCCGAUUGGAGACUUGCUUGUAGACAAUCUGAGCGACCAAAUGGAAAUGGUUAAGGCAUUCCAGGUGAAGAUCGCUCCAAUCCAGGAUGAUGUAAAUCACGUCAACAAACUGGUCUCUACAUUCAAAACACCUGAUAUUCAACUGUCACCAGACAGUCUGAAGAGAAAUGAUGACCUUAACAUGAGAUGGAGACUUCUGCAGAUAUGGAUUGAAGAUUAUUUGUCCCAGCUUACAGAGGCCCACCGAGACUUAGGUCCCCAUACUCAGCAUUUCCUACAAGGUUCUGUACAAAGUCCCUUUGAGCGCUCUGUUUCUCCAAACAAUGUUCCCUACUACAUAAACCACCAGACACAAACAACUUGUUGGGACCAUCCAAAAAUGGCUGAGCUGUACCAGUCUUUAGCGGAUCUUAACAAUGUAAGAUUCUCAGCAUACAGAACAGCAAUGAAGCUUCGACGACUUCAAAAAGCUCUGUGUUUGGACCUACUGGGGAUGUCGGCAGCCUGUGAAGCAUUCGAACAGCACAGCCUCAAACAGAACGAGCAGUUUAUUGAUAUCAUACAAGUGAUCAGCUGUCUGACCACUAUCUAUGACCGUCUGGAGCAGCAGCAGAGUGGCCUUGUUAACGUACCUCUAUGUGUGGAUAUGUGUCUGAACUGGUUGCUGAAUGUUUAUGACACUGGUAGAACUGGAAAGAUUCGUACACUUUCUUUUAAAACAGGAAUAAUCUCCCUCUGCAAAGCUCAUCUUGAAGAUAAGUACAGAUUUUUAUUUAGACAGGUGGCCAGUGCCACAGGUUUCUGUGACCAGAGGCGCCUUGGACUUCUCCUGCAUGACUCGAUCCAGAUCCCCAGGCAGCUGGGUGAGGUGGCAUCAUUUGGAGGAAGCAACAUUGAACCCAGUGUACGCAGCUGCUUUCAGUUUGCAAAUAACAAGCCAGAACUGGAGGCUUCAGUCUUUCUGGACUGGAUGCGUUUGGAGCCACAGUCUAUGGUCUGGCUCCCUGUACUUCAUCGUGUAGCAGCUGCAGAAACCGCCAAACAUCAGGCCAAAUGUAACAUCUGCAAGGAAUGUCCCAUCAUCGGCUUCAGGUACCGAAGCUUAAAGCACUUUAACUACGACAUCUGCCAAAGCUGCUUUUUCUCUGGCCGAGUGGCUAAAGGACAUAAGAUGCAGUAUCCCAUGGUUGAAUAUUGCACUCCGACGACUUCUGGAGAAGAUGUCAGAGAUUUUGCCAAGGUGCUAAAAAACAAGUUCAGGACAAAACGCUAUUUUGCCAAGCACCCCCGGAUGGGCUACCUCCCUGUUCAGACCAUACUGGAGGGUGACAACAUGGAAACUCCUGUUACGCUGAUAAACUUCUGGCCUGUUGACCAUCUCCCAGCGUCUUCUCCACAGCUGUCACAUGAUGACACCCACUCACGUAUUGAACAUUAUGCUAGCAGGCUAGCUGAAAUGGAAAAUCGGAACGGCUCAUACAUGAAUGACAAUAUUUCGCCUAACGAGAGCAUGGAUGAUGAGCAUCUACUGAUCCAGCAUUACUGUCAUAGUCUUAAUCAAGGCUCCCCAAUAAACCAGCCCCAGAGUCCAGCACAGAUCCUUCUAUCAAUGGAAAGUGAUGAGAAGGGAGAGCUUGAGAGAGUUCUAACUGAUCUAGAGCUAGAAAAUAGGAAGCUACAGUCAGAAUAUGAUCGACUUAAAAAAGCCCACGGUCACAAGGGGCUUUCACCACUUCCCUCCCCCCCACAGAUGCUCCCGAUUUCACCCCAGAAUCGGGACGCUGAACUUAUUGCCGAGGCAAAACUACUGAGGCAGCAUAAGGGUCGCUUGGAAGCCAGAAUGCAAAUUUUAGAAGAUCAUAACAAGCAGCUUGAGUCUCAGCUUAAGCGGCUUAGACAACUACUGGAGCAGCCACAGACUGAGUCGAAGGUGAAUGGCACACCCCUGUCCUCUCCCUCAACUGCCUCCCAGAGAUCUGACACCAGCCUGGCCUCACUGCUUGUUGCCACAACCCAAACCACUGAGACUAUGGAUCAAGGCUGUAUUCAGGCCCCUGAAGUUCUUCUUCACCAAACUCACCAAACUAUGUGUUUAUAGACCUCGCUUAGUGCUGGACUAGAAGGGCUAUGCCUCACAGAAUGGUGGCAGCAUAUUAUUUACUUUAUGUAAUGGUUUUACACAUUUUAGCAAUGUUAGCAAUAAGUGUGGCUGAAACAGAGGUGUCCACAUAGUUUUGGCUAUAUAGCGUAUAUGUUUCAGGUAGUGUUUCUCAUAAUUGUGUUAACUUUAAACAAUGUAUUAUGAUUCUGUAUGUAUGAUACAUUCUGUAUCAUUCAUUCAAUACAUGGCAUAAAAACCAGGCUGGUCUCAAGAACCUACCAUGCUAUUUUUAUUAAUUAAACCCACUUGUUUUUUUGCUCUGUAGAAAACUGUGUGUGUGUUGUUUUAUUUUUUUUUUUGCCAGCCCACGUGUGCUAGUGCUCUAAUUAAACAAAUGUAUUGGCAAAUAAUACUGAAGUGCCUUGAACAUUUAGCAGCAAUAUAUUUUGUUUAAUCUGACAAGGGUGAAUGUAUACCAUUAAUAAAUUGUAACUGUUCAA